Messenger RNA from Elgaria multicarinata webbii, 2541 nucleotides. RefSeq names its product activating signal cointegrator 1 complex subunit 2 (gene ASCC2). The record is from RefSeq and is a predicted model, not a curated record. The transcript is spliced from 19 exons. Gene Ontology annotation, molecular function: ubiquitin binding. NCBI's taxonomy places the organism in Eukaryota, Metazoa, Chordata, Lepidosauria, Squamata, Anguidae. Gene Ontology annotation, biological process: regulation of DNA-templated transcription. Bases 115 to 2364 code for a protein of 749 amino acids.
GCCGGGGUGGCUGAGGGGGGGCCGUUCCGUUCCGUUCCAGUGCCGUCAGAGAGAAACGAAAAAGCAUCGUGGGAGGGAGGCCGGGCUGCGGCAAGGUCAGGUUAACACAGCAGCAUGCCAGCAUUGCCUCUGGAUGAGCUCCAGUUUACGGAGAAAGAUUCACUGACUGGGAAGACAAAAACUUUACCAGCACUGCAUCCAAAGAAGAAAACAGAGCGCUCUUUUGUGCUGUAUAAGCCCCCACCGAAAGCCAAAGAUCCCGCGCUGCUGGAGGAGUUCUUGGAGCGAGCCAUGUUCGUUGCAGAUGAUCUGGCUUGGCUUCUGGCUUUGCCUCAUGAUAAAUUCUGGUGCCAGGUGAUCUUCGACGAGACGCUCCAGAAAUGCUUGGAUUCGUACCUGCGCCACGCCCCUCGCAAGUUUGACGCAGCGGCACACUUGCCCCGGGAGGUGAACGACCUCCAGAACCGUCUUCAUCGAAAUGUUUUCCUGACCUUCCUCCGAAUGUCCACUCACAAGGAAUCCAAAGACCAUUUCAUCACACCCUCUGUUUUCGGAGAGAUCCUUUACAAUAACUUCUUGUUUGACAUUCCCAAAAUCCUGGAUCUGUGCGUGCUCUUUGGAAAAGGCAACAGCGCUCUACUCAACAAGAUGAUUGAAAACAUCUUUACUCAGCAGCCGAGCUACUUCAGUGACUUGGAUGAAACCGUGCCUACAGUCCUUCAGGUGUUCGGCAACAUCCUGUAUACGUGCGGCUUGCAGUGCGACGGCGCUUCAGCCACGCCGCAGAAGCUGGAGGAAAGGAUCAGAAUGACUCCUGGAGACCUUCCUCUGCAGGAGCUGAAGGAUAUUGUAUUGUACCUGUGCGACACUUGUAUCACCCUUUGGGCCUUCCUGGAUGUCUUCCCACUGGCUUGUCAGACGUUCCAAAAGCACGACUUCUGUUACAGGCUGGCUGCGUUUUACGAACUGUUGAUACCUGAGCUGGAAUCUGCGAUUAAGAAGAGGCAGCAUGAAGAUAGCAGCUUGCUGUCGGAUUUAUGGAGGAGGCUGUCCCAUUCUAGGAAGAAGGUGGUGGAGGUUUUCCAUAUAAUCGUAAACCAGCUGUGCCUUCAACCCAUUUUGGAAAGCAGCUGUGAAACCAUCCAGCCAUAUAUUGAAGAGUUCCUACAGAUCUUCACUUCAGUGCUUCAUGAGAGGAGGUUCCUCCGUGACUAUGAUGAGCACUUUCCUGUAGCAGAUGACGUGAGCCUCCUCCAGCAAGCCUCCUCAACCCUGGACGAGACCCGGACAGCUUACAUCCUGCAAGCAGUGGAAAGCGCCUGGGAAGGCGUGGAUAGGAGGAAGAAAACGGCUCAGGUCCCACCCCUGCCGGAAGAUGCGGCUGGAGCCUCAGCAGCGGUGCUGCCCAGCGCGGCCGAGGGGUUGGAGAGGCUCAGCCAGCAAGACCAUGCAGAGUAUGCUGGAGCAGCUGCCGCCGCACCCAUCGCCAAGGUCUCUGGGGUGGAGCUGGAUUCCCUGAUCUCCCAAGUGAAGGACCUGCUACCUGACCUUGGAGAAGGCUUUGUCCUGGCCUGCCUGGAGGAGUACAACUACAGCGUCGAGCAGGUGAUCAACAACCUUCUGGAGGACAACCUGGUGGCCUCCUUGGAGAAGCUGGACCGAGGAAUGCCCAGGCAGGUGAAACCAGACCCGACCCCUCUCGUCACGUCACGAUGCAACGUUUUCCAGAACGACGAGUUUGACGUUUUCAGCAAGGACUCUGUGGAUCUCUCCCGGGUGCAGAAAGGCAAGAGGAGCGACAAAGACACCACCAAAAGCUUGCUCAAUGACAAGCGCCUCGUGGAGGAGCAGAGGGAGCGCUACAGCCAGUACUCGGUGAUCGUAGAGGAGGUCCCCGAGCAGGGCGGGGCGGGCCCUUUCGGCCAGGACGAGUACGAGGACGAAUACGACGACACCUACGACGGCAACCAGGUGGGCGCCAACGACGCCGACUCGGACGAUGAGCUGAUCAGCCGGAGGCCGUUCACCAUCCCUCAGGUCCUGAGAGCGAAAGAGCAGGAAGAGGAGGAGGAGGAGGAAGAGGAGGCGGAAGUGGAUAAGAAGGAGGCUGCAAAGGACCACUUCAUACAGGACCCGGCAGUGUUGAGGGAGAGAGCCGAGGCCAGGCGGAUGACCUUCCUCGCGAGGAAAGGGCACAAGCCAGACAACUCCGCCUCUGUUGUGGGCAGCGCCAAGGGCCACGGCCAGACCCGAGACACGGUCCAGGAACGCAGGAAGAAAGAAGCCAGCAAAGGGGCCCGGGCUAAUCAUAACCGGCGUGCCAUGGCCGACAGGAAGCGCAAUAAAGGCAUGAUCCCGUCCUGAAGAAAUGGAGGAGGGGGCAAACCGUUCCUCUCAGCCCUGGAAGCACACGGGGCCAGGCCCAGCCACCCCGCCUCGAGAGACAGCAUCCGUCCCUUAAGGGAAGGGCUCCUGGGUACGGGGAGGCAAUCCAGAAUCGGGCUGUAACCACGGGGAUCUCAUUACAGAGAACUGUCAGCA